AUGGAGGCAGUGGAUUCAGUGGGCCUUUCGGGAGGUUUGAUUUGUAUGUGGGACGAAGACUUCUUUCAGAUGGAGGAAUCCAACAAAAACAGAAAUUUUCUUCAUAUUAAGGGUAGGAUGGUUGGGUGUAAUGAGUAUGUUAAUUUCCUGAACAUAUAUAUGCCUCAAGGGAUUACGGCAAAGAAGGAUUUGUGGGAUGCGUUGAGUGUUAUUGUCAAUAGCUUGGAUGGUUUAUGGAUUAUUGGUGGAGAUUUCAAUUCGGUUAGAUUUCGUGAAGAAAGGAGGAAUUGUUCCUUCAAAUCUUCUUGUGCCAAUAACUUCAAUUCGUUUAUUUACGAUGCAGGGUUGUUUGAAUAUGAUUUGAGGGGAGCUCGGUUCACUUGGCGCUCGGAGAAUGGGAAGAAACUUAGUAAACCGGAUAGGUUCUUGGUUAAUUCUGAGUUCUUUAAUAAUUGGCCAGAAGCGCGUGUUCAGGCCCUCCCGAGGCUAUGGUCCGAUCAUUGUCCUAUAAUUUUGAUUUCGAAGUCGGUUAACUUUGGAGCUCGGCCGUUCCGUGUAUUUAAUUCUUGGUUGGGGAAAGAGGGAUUCUCAGAGGUGGUAGAGGAGGCGUGCUCUAAUUUCUCUUGUCCAGGUUAUCCUCCUGAUGUUUUUUUAGUCAGAAAAUUGGGAUAUAUUCGGUGCAAGUUAAGGGAGUGGAGAGAUAAGAUGAUUCGUAAGGAUUGUGAGGUUUGUUCUCGUGCCAUGGAAGAAAUUGCGGCGAUCGAAUCUAUUUUAGAUUCCAGAGAGUUAAGCGAAGAGGAGGAAUGGAUUUUGGCGGAGAAUAAGAAUAUUGUUGCCGAGAUUGAGUAUGCUAAAGUUAUGGACCUGAAACAAAGAUCCCGGGUUAAGUGGGCAAAGGAAGGUGAUGAAAAUUCCAAAUUUUUUCAUUCGUUAAUCAACUGUAGAAAGCUAGCAAUACGAUCCAUGGCUUGA
Helianthus annuus (common sunflower) is the source of this 972-nucleotide messenger RNA. RefSeq lists its product as uncharacterized. NCBI's taxonomy places the organism in Eukaryota, Viridiplantae, Streptophyta, Magnoliopsida, Asterales, Asteraceae. The record is from RefSeq and is a predicted model, not a curated record. The coding region runs from base 1 to 972 and encodes 323 amino acids. The transcript has a single exon.